Messenger RNA from Opisthorchis viverrini, 351 nucleotides. RefSeq lists its product as hypothetical. The transcript is spliced from 2 exons. The record is from RefSeq and is a predicted model, not a curated record. Lineage: Eukaryota; Metazoa; Platyhelminthes; Trematoda; Opisthorchiida; Opisthorchiidae. Gene Ontology annotation, cellular component: extracellular region. The coding region runs from base 36 to 302 and encodes 88 amino acids.
GUCGUGAUCUUUUGGCGUGGUUCACUCCUUUUCAGAUGGUAUGGCAGGAUUCUACCAAGCUGGGAUGUGGAGCGACCGACUGUAGGGGCAAAAACCCUGAUUGGAAAUACGGAUACUAUGUUGUAUGCAACUAUAGACCCGCUGGCAACAUUAGGGGCAGACGACCGUACGUGGCCGGAUCAAGAAGUGAUUGUGUUUCGGCCAGUUGGAGCUUGUGGAACAAGAGAGGGCCUUUGGCGGUGAUGUAUGUUUUCUUUCUGGUUUCUUUAUCAGCCAUGGAGUAUCUCAUUUCUUUCUAUUGAAAAAAUGUUCAGUCCAACUGAGCUCACCUCUAUCGUAAUACACUACCUU